This is a messenger RNA of Glycine soja, 1327 nucleotides long. Its product is annotated as CLIP-associated protein-like. Lineage: Eukaryota; Viridiplantae; Streptophyta; Magnoliopsida; Fabales; Fabaceae. The coding region runs from base 333 to 929 and encodes 198 amino acids. Gene Ontology annotation, biological process: microtubule cytoskeleton organization. Gene Ontology annotation, cellular component: cytoplasmic microtubule. The transcript has 7 exons. Gene Ontology annotation, molecular function: microtubule binding. The record is from RefSeq and is a predicted model, not a curated record.
GUAAAUUAGAAUAAGGCAAAUGGUUAAUUUUGCCAGCAUCGCAACCCCAUAGUUUUCAAAUCAUUUUCAUUCUCAUUUCAUUUCCGCGUCAUCCUCCCUUCUGUUUCUCUCUCCUACCGCAACUUCUCCCCUCAUCUUGAGGCCUCCGCAAAAUUCACCAUCUCUCUCACCCCACACCACUGACGCCCCCUCUCACUCCUUUUAAAUCCUGCAUUUGCAUUUGCAUUUGCAUUUGCAUUUGCAUUCGCAUUUCCCAACUUCCCGGCGCCAUUAUGUGGUGGUGAAUCCGCUGACAUUUCAAACCAGAUCUGCACCCCGCCGUGCCAGAUCCGAUGGAGGAAGCGCUCGAGCUCGCACGCGCGAAGGACGCGAAGGAGCGAAUGGCGGGCGUGGAGCGCCUCCACAAGGUGCUGGAAGCUUCCAGAAGGAGCCUCAGCUCCAGUGAGGUCACUUCUCUUGUCGAUUGCUGCUUGGAUCUCUUGAAGGACAACAGCUUCAAGGUCUCGCAGGGCGCGCUCCAGGCUCUCGACUCUGCUGCCGUGCACGCCGGUGACCACUUCAAGCUCCACUUCAACGCGCUAGUCCCUGCCGUCGUCGACCGCCUCGGUGAUGCCAAGCAGCCCGUCCGCGACGCUGCCAGGCGGUUCCUUCUCACUCUCAUGGAGGUUUCAUCUCCUACAAUAAUUGUUGAAAGAGCAGGGUUCUUUGCCUGGACAAGCAAAAGCUGGAGAGUCAGAGAGAAAUUUGCACGAACAGUCACAUCUGUAAUUGGUCUGUUUUCAUCUACUGAGCUUCCCCUUCAACGUGCUAUUCUUUCUCCUAUUUUGCAGUUGCUGAAUGAUCUGAAUCCUGCUGUUAGGGAAGCAACUAUUUUGUGUAUUGAGGAAAUGUAUACACAAGCUGGGUCCCAAUUUCGUGAUGAACUUUAGCGCCACAAUCUCCCUUCAUCUUUGGUGAAAGCUAUUAAUGCUAGGCUAGAGGGAAUUCAACCAAAAGUUUGCUCUUCAAAUGGUAUUUCUAGCGGUUAUAAUGCUAGGGAAAUUAAGCUUGUGGCUGUUAAUCCCAAGAAAAGUAGUCCAAAGCAUAAAAGUUCAUCAAAGGAGACCUUUCUUUUUGGAGGAUGCAUGGCAGUGUGACAUAUGUGGUUCUAAAUCUGGAAGGGGAUUUGUACCUAAUGAAGUCAGUGCUGACCAAUGACCACAUUUGAUGCAAUCCUACCCCCAAGGGCAUUAGAUAGAACACUCUAAGAAGAUUGAGCCAGAGAUGCAAGAGAAGGCCCUAAGGUUCUCAUGAGCCUUAGGGUAGAUUUUGGGCCCAUGGGCUAAGU